AGCUAGCAUAGACCACAUCAGUACCGGUAUGGAAUAUCCCUCUUGGAAUCAAUCGAAGUUUCAUAAAAUGCAAACAGAGACAUUGCAAACAGCAAUAAUACAACCGCUCCUUCCGAUCACUACUAGCCCGUAAUAGCCAACCAGCCAAGCAAGCAACAUGUGCCGUGAAAACAAGAUCGCCGUUGCCGUCAGCCCCACCACCAGCUCGCUCCGUCCCAAUCGACCACGCACCAGCAGUUCGUCCGACAGUACAACGUCCUCUUCAUCUAGCAGUCAUACCAGUAGCAGUACCAGUACCAGUACCGGCACCGGUACUAGGAGGAAGAGCCGUCGUUCGAGGCAAUCCAGUAGUGUGAUGGAAGACUUUCAAGUCAAGGUGCAUGCACGCAGGCAUCUAGAAGAACGCUCCCGAGAAAUGGGAUUUCUGUGUCCUCAAAUGUAUCUCGUCGUAAAGCCUACCAAGGGAUCCUCCAGGACCAGUGCUGGAAGGAGGAAAGCUACCCAGCAAUUCUAAGCUUGCUGCGCUCGAAGCAACUGAUAAACGUCAAGGAGAGGAGACGGGCGGAAGAAACAACCACUGCGGGCAGCGGGAAGGCACAGCGAGCAGUAGCCGUUGCUUCCUGCUCUGUACAGCUGGCUAGGCUCAGUCAGCCAAGCUUGCUUGCUUGUACCACGUGUCAUACGCACAGAAUAAGAAACUUGUAUAGAGAGAAUAUUUUCAAUUAUUGCUGUUCACUGAAACCCACAACAAUCAUGUGUGCGCGACAACAACUACAACAACCCCU
Messenger RNA from Seminavis robusta, 785 nucleotides. The record is from the annotation of a GenBank genome assembly. Lineage: Eukaryota; Bacillariophyta; Bacillariophyceae; Naviculales; Naviculaceae.